Molecule: messenger RNA, 842 nt
Organism: Dentiscutata erythropus
Lineage: Eukaryota; Fungi; Glomeromycota; Glomeromycetes; Diversisporales; Gigasporaceae
Source: the annotation of a GenBank genome assembly
CACAACUUAAACCACCACCACCAGCAAUUAAAAUUUUAUUUACAGAAGAAGAUCCAGAAUUUAAUAAACUUUUUGUUUUUAAAAUAAUAGCAUAUAAUCAAAUAUUUGCUUUUACAUCAAUUGGUGGAAAAGAACCUGAACCAAAAUUUGCUCAAAUAUAUUUUUAUGAUAGUGAUAAUUUCGAUAGCCAACUUAAUAAAAGACAUGAAAUAAUAAAUAAAAAUAAACUAUUAAAUAAGGAUAUAUUAAAUGAACUUCAAUUUGAAUUGUUUAAUAAUAAUCCAUUUGUUCAAACAUUUAGAUAUGCAAGAACUGAGGAAAAAAGAUCAAAUACAGAAGUAUUAUAUAUAGCAAUACAUAAUAUUCAUGGUAAAGAUAUGAGAACUUAUAAUGUACCAAAAGCAGAUAAAGUAGCUAUAAUAUAUAGUUAUAAAAGUGAUGAAGAGAAACCAAAUGAAAGAGAUAUUAUUAUUAAAAGAAAUAAUAAUACAUUAAUAAGAAUAUCAAAAUUCCAUGGUGCUUAUAAUCCUUUACAAUAUUCAAUAUUAUUUCUAUUUGGAGAAUAUGGUUGGCAUAAAGAAGAAAUUGUUGACCAAUUUGAAGAAAAUGAAGAAGAUCAAAUUGCUAAUCAAGUUGCUACAAAUAUUAUUAAAGAUUUUAAUUCAAAUUUAACUGCAGUUGAUAACUCUUCAAAAACAAUGUCUAUUGAAUUUGACAAUUUAUUACAAAGAAGUUCAGAUUUAUCAGGUGGUUUUGAUAAUAUAGCUCUUAAAUCUUCUACAAGUAUGAGUAUUAGUGAACUUAGUAAAGAAAAAAUUAUAGAAGAAGAAAUUGAAUUUUAA